Molecule: messenger RNA, 663 nt
Organism: Macrobrachium nipponense
Lineage: Eukaryota; Metazoa; Arthropoda; Malacostraca; Decapoda; Palaemonidae
Product: perlucin-like protein
Exons: 4
Coding region: 116-637 (173 amino acids)
Source: RefSeq, a predicted model, not a curated record
UGGCGAAUCGCGUGGGUUUUGGGGUGAGAUAUAAAGGACGAGAAAUCCCAGGCCAGUUUAUUGUUACGCGUCUGCUGUCACCAACCUCUUCCCCUUCACACUGAAUCACACCGUGAUGGACUUCCUACCACUGACGCUUCUCUUAGUUCUGGGACUGUCACUGGCUUCGCCGUCGAGUCUCGGUAAUGAAACCACUACUUCUAUUAUCCUUGACUGUCCAAUUCCAUACCAGGACGUAAUGGGUCGGUGCGUCCACGUCAGCGUUAUUGGGGUAGGAACCUGGCACGACAUGAGGAGUUACUGCCACAGCUUAGGUGGAGAAAUGAUAAAAAUCGACAGUGCAGACUUCAUGUAUGAGUUGCUCCAGUUCAUCAAGAGCGAAGGUAUUGAAGUCCCCAAUUUCUGGUUAGGCGGCUCCGACGAGGUGCAGGAGGGAGAUUGGAGAUGGACAGACAACACCCAGAUUAAGAUGGGAGCUCCCUUCUGGGCCAACCUGUGCGGUGAGACCGGCGAAAUCAUUUUGCAGCCAGGCGGAGGAACGUCGCAGAAUUGUUUGUGUAUAUGUUCUUCUCAGUCGUUUUACUUUAAUGAUAGAGGGUGUGAUGAACUAAUGUCAGUUAUCUGCGCCCUCCAAUAAGGAAAAUAAAUAAAAUAUAUAGCUGA